AUGCGCGGUAAGUUCUCCACGCAGGCGCGGGUUUGGCACGCAGCGACUGAGGCGCAGGAGGAGACGGGGCAGCAGGCGGGAGGGGGGGUGAGCGAGGUGCGCGGGCGCCCACCCCCCUCUGUCGGUGCAGCUUCCCCCGUACGGGGGCCCGUGCGGAGGGCGGAGGUGCCGAUUGCGGGGAGCCUGGUGCUGGGGGGAACUGCGCAUGGGCACGGGCUGGUCGGGGGAGGCUGGGGGGGAGCAUGGGGGGUCGGCGGAACGUGGGGAGGGGGAAUCGGCGGAGGCGGAAGCGGCGCGGGAAGCCUAAUAUCGUGGGUUUCCGCGGGGGUGGCUUGGGCGCAGCGGCAUGUGCUUUUCCUUGCAGCCUUAAUCCUGUUUCUGUACUCGUUAAUAGCUGUCUUUCACGCGUCUAACAGCCCCGCGGAUUCGCGGUUAGGGGGAGAUGGGUCCGCGGUAAGACUUGCCGCUCUCCGCUCCCACUGUGGUCCAUCUGCCGCGCUUGGCGCACAGAACAGCGGUGCUUCAUCCUCGUUACAAGGCGGUGGCGCAUUCGGGCUGGGUCAACGGCAGGGAAUUCCCUCGCGCGUUAUCGUGCCGCCUCCCCACCCGCUGUCCCGCUCCGUCGCGCGCGUGCUUCUCAAAGCCACCGCCGUGCUCUCCCUCUCCCAGAGCGUGCCGCGCGCCAUGCGGGUGGCAGGGCCAGGAGCGAGAGCAGGAGCAGGAGGAAGAGAAGGAGUGGGAGGAGGAGAAGAAAGCAACGGGGGAAGCAGACGAGGAGGCCGGGGAGGCGGAGCAGGCGGAGGCGGAAGGGGGUGGAUGGGGGGAGGAGAGGGGGACUGGUUAGACGAUACAGAGUCAGGUACAGACGAAACGCAAUCCCAAUCGGAGCUCCGCUCAGACGAAUCUCAAGCGGACGCCCAAUCGCCGCCCGCGCGCCUCUCUCUCACCAUCUUCUGCGCGCCCAAGCCGUACCUCUCCGCCUCCCCCGCCUCCGACCCGCAACGGCGCGCGCUGCUCUCGUGGCUGCGCCUCUCGCUGCGCCCCACCGUGGUGCUGCUAGGGAACGACUCGUCGUUUCACGCCCUCGCUAAGGAGUUCCCCGGGAGAGUGGUUGUAGACGCGCGCGUGGACACGAAUUUCUAUGGGGUUCCGCUGGUGCAUUCCAUGCUUGCCCGCGCGCGCGCCGCGCCCACCAUGGUGUCUCUGCUCAUUAACGGGGAUAUACUGUUGCUGGAGGACAUUGUGCCGGCGCUUAGCAAAGUGCAGAGGACGUUUAAGAGCUGGGUGCUGACUGCUGCUCGGUGGGACGUGAGCGCGGACUUCCCCUUUGCGCUAGAAUCACGGGAAGGGGGCGGAGGGGAGGGGGAGGGAGCAGGUGGAGGAGGAGGAGGAGCAGCAGGAGGGGAGGAGGGGGAAGAGGGGGGUGGUGGCGAAGGGGAAGGUAUAAGGCAAGCGGCGGAAGGGGAGUGGCUGGUGAUAGGGGAAGGGAAUGGGGCUAGCACUGACAGCAGCAGCAGCAGCAGCAGCAGCAGCAGAAGCAGCAGCGGUGGUAAGAGACGGAGUUACUUGGUGGGGAGCAGUGUGGUGGAGGCAGAGGUGAGGCGGUAUGUGCGGCGACAGGGCAGCUUGCACACGUAUGGAGGGGUGGAUUUCUGGGCGUGGAACAACUACGUGCAUGGUGCUCGUGCCAGCAGCAGCAGCAGCAGCAGCAGCAGGAGCAGAAGAGACACGAGUGAAGGGGGCAGUGACGGCGACAGCGAAGGUGGAAGCGGGGACAGGGAGGGCGGUGAGGGUGGUGCGAGCGGUGAGAGCGGUGAGGGUGGAGAGGGUGGAGAGGAGGAGGGGAGUGAGGGGAAGGACAACACGCCGCUGUUUGCAGGGGAGAUGCCGCCGUUUGCGUUCGGGCGUGGCAAGUACGACAACUGGCUGACCCACGAGAUCGUAGCAGCGGGGCUCAGGCAGAUGGUGGACGCCAGCGAUGCAGUCACGUCCGUCCACGUGGCGCAUUCCUAUUCGCACGUGGUGUCGGGCGGCGUGGCGGCGGGCAAGGCGGGGCUGAGCUUCUGGAGCACGCGCAAGCAGUCGAGCUGGGAGCUGUAUGCGAAUAUCCACAUGUCGCAGACGCACGGGUCGUACCGCAAUCAGAAGGGCACUGCGCUGCAUAUUCCCUGGCGCCUGCUCUCCUGCUUCGAUGCUGCUGGUAUGGAUUCGAGAGGGGGUGUGGUCGGGUGGGUGGAUGGGGAGGAGAAGGGAUGUUGGGAGCAUGGAGUGGGGAGCAAAUGGGAGGAGAGGGGUGUAAUGGUGGAAACUUCAGUGUUGGAGAGAGAUAGGGACGAGAUAUGCCUCACCCUACUCCCGCUCUCCUCCCUUCCCCUCAUCCCUCCCCACCACCCCCCACCAUUCCUCUCCCUCCCCACCACCCCCCACCAUUCCUCUCCCUCUCCACCACCCCCUGCUCCCCUCCCCCCUUCCCCCCUCUUCCCCCCUUCCCCCACUCCCCAGCGUCCAACAUGUGUCUACAGCGGCGGGAGCGGCCAGCCAACUGCACCAUCCAACAUGUGUCUACAGCGGCGGGAGCGGCCAGCCAACUGCACGUGCGAGUACUCAUCCUUGGUGCCGGCGUCGCAGUCAGACCCGCGGUGGGAGAAGGGCAGCACGGUGUGCGGCACGCUCUCCAUCGACCACGACAAGGACUUCACCAUCACCCCGCUGCCCACUCCGCGCUCGCCCCCGGGCCUCCCGCACACGCUCGAGCAGCUGCUGCCGCAGCUCGCAAGGAACGUCAGCGCCACCGCCGCUGCUGCUGCUGCUGCUGCUGGUGGCGGCAGUAGUGGCAGCGCUGGUGUCACGGGUGUCAAUGAGAACAGUGGCGGCAGUAGGGGUGGAGGAGGAGCGGAGGACGAGCAGCAGGAGGAGCAGCAGUUGCGAGUUGUCACGCUCGUAGCAGUCACCUUCACCUAUGCCGACAUGCUCAUGAGUUUCGUCUGUCGCCUGCGCGCCCUGGGCCUGGCCGACAACCUCCUAGUAGCAGCACUCGACGCGGAGAUGUACCGCUUUGCCUUCCUGCAGGGCCUCGCAGUGUACCUCGAGCCAGGCGCCUCUGCUUCCCUCGGCUCACACGCGUCUCUCGGCACAGACGCUGCUUCCCCCUUCCGCGACUGCCCCUUCGGCAGCCCGUGUUUCCAAGCGUUCACCAAGCUUAAGUCCCGCGCGGUGCUGCGGGUGCUCAGAGCCGGUUACUCUGUGUUGCUAUCUGAUGUGGACGUGGUGUGGUUUAAAGACCCGCUGCCGUACCUGCUGGCGUUUGGUCCGGGCACGCUGCCGAUCCAGAGCAACGAGCCGAACGCGAGCCUGCCGGGGACGGGCAUUCGGAGGAUCAACUCGGGGUUUUACUUUGCGCGCGCGGAGCGGAUGGUUGUGGAGGCGUUUGAGGCGAUUGUAAGGCACGCGGGCAAGACGAAGCUGUCGGAGCAACCGAGCUUUUAUGACGUGCUGUGCGGGGCGCAGGGGGAGCUGGUGGUGCGUGAACUGAAGCAAAAGCAGCCGCAGCAGCAGCAGUGGGGGGGAGGGAGCCAGGCAUCGCAAUGGUGGCUUGGCAGUAGCGGGAGCAAGGAGCAAGCGGGGGGUUUGGGAGGAGUGAAGGCGGGGGAAGAGGAGGAGUCGUGCAUCUGGAAGAAUGGCCUGCGCACGAUUCUCCUGAACCGGUCUCUGUUCCCCAAUGGGGCGGUGCAUAAGUUGUGGGAGCGGAAGAGUGUGGGGAGGGCGUGUCGGGCCAAGGGGUGUGUGGUGCUGCAUAAUAACUGGAUCACGGGGCAUGCGGAGAAGAGGGAGAGAAUGAAGCGGCAUGGGUUCUGGCACUAUGAUGUGGCUCGCAGGAUGUGUGUGUGGGGGUGGCAUGAGGAGUAUGGAGGGGAGAGGGAGGAUGCUGAUGCUGAUGUGCGUGCUGCUGGCCGUGCAGAUUCAAGGUGA
This is a messenger RNA of Closterium sp. Naga37s-1, 3969 nucleotides long. NCBI's taxonomy places the organism in Eukaryota, Viridiplantae, Streptophyta, Zygnematophyceae, Desmidiales, Closteriaceae. The record is from the annotation of a GenBank genome assembly.